UGAUGCAAGAUGCUUGGAUGGUCAGUGCGUUACGGCCAAAUAUGAUCACUCUCGUGGUUUUCCAGCGGAACUCCAAAGGGCAGAAAGUGGAGAAGCGGAGGCGGUGACGAAACAGAAUGGUGUGUCUACUCUUGCAUAUUCACCGUCGGACAACUCAAACACAAUUUGCAUUUGAGACAAGAAGACAGGGGAACUGGUUGGUAGUGCCAUACGAUAACUUUUUCGAGGUAAACCUCGUGUUUUGUCAUGCAAAGGCAGUGUUGAUGAUAAUCAUCCAUAUCAUUUUUGGCACCAUCUGGAUCCUCUUAUCGUCCCCGGUGUCCCCUUCCCAUUAUCCGCUUCUGGAACAUCUUGACCGCUCAUCGGCGCUUCUAGAUAGCAAGAGAGCUUAUUACGCAACGACACCUCGAGCGCAGUCUGUUCGGCGUCACACAGGACCGAGGCCCGUAACAGUUUCCGCCGGAAUUAAAAAAACAAGGAAGCAGUCUACUAGGUGUUCCUCGUUUCCCUGUAUACAUGACCGAACCUACAGAAGCGAUGGCUUGCACGUCACCCUGAGAGCACCACUGAUGCUCAGACUAGUCAGUCAUCAACCACAGCUCAGUCGGAUUCUGCAGCGUAGCCACACUUGAUGUCGCAGCCACGUCUCCCCCAGACACCGGCGGCAAUACAACGCCCUGCUCAAGAAGAUUGCUAUGACUAUGGUUGUUGGGACAGCUAUUCCCUUACUCUCUGGUGCAUCCCUUAUCGCCCCUUCGCAUUGGUUCCUCCA
Suillus fuscotomentosus is the source of this 772-nucleotide messenger RNA. RefSeq lists its product as uncharacterized. Lineage: Eukaryota; Fungi; Basidiomycota; Agaricomycetes; Boletales; Suillaceae. Bases 117 to 632 code for a protein of 171 amino acids. The record is from RefSeq and is a predicted model, not a curated record. The transcript has a single exon.